AUGAAAAGGAACUUUGGAAAGUUGCUGUUAAAAUACAUCACAAAUGGAGUGUCAUAUCAAACAACAAGGAACAUUUUGAAAUGGCUGUUUAUGAUUCUUAGGGAGGGAAGUGAUAUCCAUGUUAACGUGCCUCCCAUGUAUAGGCAGAGUUUUGAUUCGCUCUUUGUUGUGAACGAUACUUACACUAUUGCAAACUUCCAAGUUCAGCAGAAUGAUUUGCUGUUCAAACCUUUUGCUCACAACAACAACACUAUAACGAUUACGUUAUGGGAGGCGUACGCGGUGCAGUUUAUCAACUACAUUGAACAACAAGUCGAUACUUCCACUCCGGUUGUGAUUCUGAUUCAAUAUGCCAAAGUAAAAGAAGCUUUUGGCAAAUAUCCACUAUCUGUUACCAACACUUACAAUGUCACCAAAGUGGCUAUCAAUGAAGAUUUGGAGACAAUCAAACAAUUAUCGAAAUUGCUUACACAGGAUACUAUAAUGGCUGUCUCAGGCCUUCGCAGUCAGCAGUCUCAGGGCAGAUAUGGCUGGUACUACCAGGCAUGCCAUGAAUGCCCAAAUAAAGUCACUGGUGAUAAACCUCCCUACAAGUGUACAAAGGGUCAUGAAACGGAAACCGCCAUAUUCAGGUAUAAAAUAGAGGUGGAUGUUGUUCAUGCUGGUACAAAAUGCAAGUUUGUUUUGUGA
Messenger RNA from Vicia villosa (hairy vetch), 690 nucleotides. RefSeq lists its product as uncharacterized. NCBI's taxonomy places the organism in Eukaryota, Viridiplantae, Streptophyta, Magnoliopsida, Fabales, Fabaceae. Bases 1 to 690 code for a protein of 229 amino acids. The transcript is spliced from 8 exons. The record is from RefSeq and is a predicted model, not a curated record.